ACAUCCCGUCCGCGAUUAUGACCAUACCAUAAAAAAUUACAAUAUCCACAUUUUACAAACCGUCUUCUUUCCGUGUGUCCGACCGUUUCUUGUCCACUAGUUACCUGUAUAUAUAUAAACAUGGUUGGUCCAGUCAAUCAUGAGUGAAAGUCAAGAUUCAAGUCUACGCCAACAAAAAAAGAAAGAGUUUCUGAAUUUUGAAAAACCAUCAUGCUUAAGCUGAUUAUCAGAGUCUGCAUAUUACUACUGAGUGUUGCUAUGCCAACGUUUUCUAGUUAUUGCAGUGAAUAUCCUGUUAGCGGAAGUUCCUUACAGUUCACUGACCCUGACCCCACAAAUCUGCGAAUUGACGAUGUUGGAACAGCUACAUUUCUGGCCUGCUGCGCAGGUAAUUAUGAUAGUAUAACCUGGUAUUUCAAGGACAAGUUGUAUCCCAACUGGAACAUCUCGAAACCUCAACUCAGAAACUAUAUCAGUUUUAAAGAAAGAGGCCAAGUGUUGCAGUUUUAUGAAGUUACAUACGAAAUGGAAGGGUAUUACAGAUGUGUGAUUUCAAACAGUAAGGGAGAGUCACUAACAUUCAAGCAAAGGCUGUUGGUCAAACCACCUCAGACGGGAACGAUGUUUCCAGUACAACAGCCAGAUUGUGUCAACAAGUCUGCAAGGAUCGGCGAAAACAUUACGUUCUACUGCGAGUACUUCAUCGGAGAAAGUGAAAUCUGCCCCUCUGUUGUAUGGCAAAGGAAUGAGACAUCUCAACUUUACGUAUUUGGUUACGAAUUUUAUCUUGGCAGCUAUUCCAACUUUACUAGUUUUGUUGUCGAGGAUAGUGUUUGCUCAAAGGACAAGAGUACAAUAACAACUGCUCUGCACAUUUACAAUGUGAGCGAUGAUGCAUAUGGUCCAUUCACUUUAUAUAUAGUUCGAGGAACAACCGUUGGAAUUACCCUUGAACUAAGCAAGAUAAACGAUCCUCCGCCAGAUGCUCAACCCAACAUUAUAGAACAAGCCGGUACACAAUCUGCUAUUGUGUUCAGUGCACUCUCAGUCGUCAUAAUUGUACUCACACUCUUGGUUAUAUAUUUUAAAACAGACUUGCUUUUGAUUUAUAAACAUUACCUGGAGAAGGAAGCAUCAGAGGGUAAGGAAAUUUUAUUGAAAAUUUUGAAACAGGAACAGUGUCUGCUCACAUCAUAUAUGUAUAAAAAGUCUUGUUUGAAAAAUAUAAACAUUACUGUAUUAGCUUUCCUACUUCUGAUUGGUACAGAAUAUGACCUCUUUGAACUUUGAAGUGUAUGAACUGAA
Messenger RNA from Anneissia japonica, 1305 nucleotides. RefSeq lists its product as uncharacterized. The transcript has 6 exons. Bases 211 to 1290 code for a protein of 359 amino acids. Lineage: Eukaryota; Metazoa; Echinodermata; Crinoidea; Comatulida; Comatulidae. The record is from RefSeq and is a predicted model, not a curated record.